Eucalyptus grandis is the source of this 819-nucleotide messenger RNA. RefSeq names its product auxin-responsive protein SAUR76. Gene Ontology annotation, biological process: response to auxin. NCBI's taxonomy places the organism in Eukaryota, Viridiplantae, Streptophyta, Magnoliopsida, Myrtales, Myrtaceae. The transcript has a single exon. The record is from RefSeq and is a predicted model, not a curated record. Bases 63 to 488 code for a protein of 141 amino acids.
CUCUCUCUCUCUCUCUCUAGAGCAAAACCCACGAACUGAAUCAACACUCUCUCUCUACCUCCAUGGCGAAAGGUGGCAAGCUCACCAAGCUCAGGUCCGUCCUCAAGAAGUGGAACUCCCUCGGCCGCGCCAGCAGCGGCGCCGCCUCCAGCCGCCGCAGCAACAUCUCUGCCGUCUCCGACGACUGCGGCGACUCCUCCCCCACCGCCGCCUCCGCCGCCGCGGCCGCCGCCUCCGACCUCCACCCCGUCUACGUCGGCAAGUCCCGGCGCCGCUACCUCAUCGGGUCCGCCGUCCUCCGCCACCCCCUCUUCCGCGAGCUCGUCGAGCGGUCCUCCUCCUCCUCCCCCGGCGCCGCCCCCGACGAGGCGGCCAUCACCGUGGCCUGCGAGGUGGUGCUGUUCGAGCACCUGCUGUGGAUGCUCGAGAACGCCGACGACCCCCAGCCCGAGUCCAUGGACGAGCUCGUCGAGUUCUACGCUUGCUGAGUCAACGCGGCCUCCCCGACUCGGCGCCGGCGCGACGUCGUAUAAGAAGCUGUAUAUUCUAUCCCGAGGGUUAAUAACGUGAUUAGCUGGGCGUAGUAGAAGAUUAAGCAAUGCUGAGCAGCAAUACUAAGAGACACCGAUAGAGAAAACGCAUCGCACUCGCUGAGUCGCUCUUGACUCAGCGAGCGAGCGAGCGAGGAUUUUAACCUAUUUUUACUCCGGCUGAUCUCGAUUCCGGAUGGCCGGCUAGGAAAGGAUUAAUUGGGAUUGAUAUGCAAAUUUGGACUCUUGUUAAGUUAUAUUGAAGGCGAUUUUCAUUUCGCAUUGCCAA